Messenger RNA from Thalassophryne amazonica, 1211 nucleotides. RefSeq lists its product as uncharacterized. The transcript is spliced from 5 exons. NCBI's taxonomy places the organism in Eukaryota, Metazoa, Chordata, Actinopteri, Batrachoidiformes, Batrachoididae. Bases 79 to 1014 code for a protein of 311 amino acids. Gene Ontology annotation, biological process: generation of catalytic spliceosome for second transesterification step. The record is from RefSeq and is a predicted model, not a curated record.
GAAGCGUCGGACGUUGCUCAAUGAAGGCAGAAGAAGUCCUUGUCUUGUCACGUGACUGUUUAUGUGGAAUGGAAGGUCAUGGCGAGAAACGAGGAGAAACAACAGGGCAGACUGAACCGUCUGUGGCUGCAGAGGGAGAGACAGGAGGGACGACUCAAAGACACACAAGAACGCCGACCCAAAUUGUCCACCCUUAAUUCAGUUUCCUCAGUGAAAAAGUGGAUCCCCAGCAUCAAGAACGAGAUAGAGUAUUAUCUGCAGCAGUCACAGCUUUCUCACUACCCAGACAGGAAAAUUGCAGAAUUCCAGCUGCGCAUAGCAACUUUAGAAAAAGAGUACAAAAGCUUCAUCGCCAAACUACGAGUUCUUGACCCCACCUGUAAACAUAAGCCGUGGACUCCCCGAGCAUACUGCAAAAGGAGAUCAGAUGCAGAAGAUUCUCCGACCACCGUUAAACAUUCUCGAACCUGCAAGUCAGACAGCGGUGACGGUCAAUCGAGAGGAGCACAGAGUGAUUUAACUAAAGAUCGGACAGGACAUCCAAAGGCCAGUCUCUCUGAGAAACAACUGCCCCUCAGCCAAUCGGAAAUCAGGUAUCAGAACACCGUGCCUGCCAACCCCAUCUCACAGGAGGUCUGUGCAGUCCAGGAUGAGCCACUCUCUUUUGACCGCACGCGGCUGGCGGUGGCUGCUGCUGCAUUCAGAGGUCCAUCAGUACACGGCUCGUCUCAAACACAGAGUCUGGCCGAGGUGCUGCAGCGUGGACUGCCAAACCUCAUAAACUCUCCAUCACAGCAAAGCAGAGGCAACGUAGAGCACAAAGAGAAGAGUGAUGGAGCGAGAAUGGGGUUUGAUGUUGGACAGAAGAGUCCAGCUCAUGAACAAAAGCCAGACUGUGAAGCAGGAAAGAGGAUGCCAGGAAAAUUACCUGACAGUGUGACGGAGGAGGACAGCACGUCUCAUGUCCUGGGACUGGACUCUUACAUCUCGUCUGAUGAAGAGCUCAGCACAUGAACAUUUGAAAUUACAAAGCUUUUUAGGUAGCAAGUCCACAAUCUUUGACACUUGUGUGAAAACAUACAUCUGUUCAUUCAUGGGCUUUCUUCAGAAAUGAGAAACAUGUUAAGAUAUGUGCCAGAUGUUUGAAGAAUUUUUAUUUUUUAAACAAAUCAAUCAAAAUGGCUUCAUUUGACUAUGUUGCCUUUAUUCAG